Messenger RNA from Ectocarpus sp. CCAP 1310/34, 3274 nucleotides. The record is from the annotation of a GenBank genome assembly. NCBI's taxonomy places the organism in Eukaryota, Phaeophyceae, Ectocarpales, Ectocarpaceae.
CCAGGAUCAAGCUCACAGCAGCACAUGGUACAUAGCCGCUCUCUCUCAGGGGCCAGAGGGCGGUUCCGGCCUAGCGAUUCACAGCAGGUGCAAUGAAUCGAAGAGAGAGAGGUCGUUCAAAGGAAGGCGUACUUGCAUCUAACGCUGUUGGUGCACAAGACAAGCCAGAAGCUGCUCCUCAGCUUCGGGCUCCUCGACAUGGCGGUUGGAAGGGAUCCAAGUCGGCGGGCGGUCGAGAGGCGCAUAUGCUGCGCGGCGAGCCGGGGUACCACUUGGGACUUUUCCGCAUAGGCUACGGCAUUCUCCUCGUCCAGCGCACCCUUGCGUUCAUGAGCAGCGGCGCCGUCGACGCCUCCUUCGUGACGGGGGAGAGCCCCGCGUCGUCCCCGGGAGGAGUGGCUCCCAAGAACGUGAUCAACUUCGGCCACGGCUUCCUGCUGCUCGGCGGGGAGCUGGGGUCCCCGACAGCGGACGCGGUGCGGACGGCGUGUUGGUGCCUGUGCGCCGCAGGUGCCGCCAUCUCCGUGGGGUUCCGGCCGAAUGCGAUGGCGUUCGCCGCGUCGUUGAUGCAGCUUUUCCUGCUGCUGCUGGAGAAGAGCGUGUACACGGACGAGGCGUACCUCUUCGCCCUCAUUGGUCUCCUCCUAUCCUGCACCGACUGCGGAAAGACCCUUGGGCUGGAUGCCCCUGUCCUCGAGGAGGACGGUGCGGCCGGCAACGCCGUCGGUGGUGGCGGACGAGGAAGGGAGACGCGGAGUCAACCGCCUGAUACCGUGCCGCACUGGCAUGUGGUACUGGUCAGGUUUCAGGUGUGCAUCGUGCACAUACACCGGGGGCUCGCGAAGGCUUCCACGCUGGACUGGCUUAUCAGGGGUCAGCCACUCCUGCACACAAUAGAGGCAUUGCCUCCUGCUCACCUGGCGCGAAGGGCGGCUGAGUGGGCGGCAGCAAGCGAGAUCCCAGGGUUGGGUGGGGGUGGCAUGCAGGCGCUCGCGACACGCGCGAACGGCUCCAUGAUAUUCCUCGACCUGUUCUUGGGCUUGUCGCUCUUGGCGUCGCCGCACUACCGGCCGGCCGCCGUCGUCCUCCAGACCGCCGUACACCUCGCCAGCGCAGUCUUCGGCAGGCCCGACGCUCGCGCGUGGCACCUCCUCAUCGUGGCCACGGGAAUUCUCUUCGUCGACCCGGCGGGCCUACAGGGUGCCGUCGAACGCGUGCAGGCUUGGCUGCAGCCGGAGGUUCCACGCGGCACUAGCGCGCGCUAUGCUGCUGCGGCGCGGAGGGGGCGAGGCGGCGGAGCGCGCGGCGUCGGCCGGCGCCAACCUUGCGAGAGUAGAAGUACCGGCAGCGGCACCGAUGGGAGCGGGCGUUCUAGAGCUGGAGGUGAUGGGUCGAGGCACCAGCCAGGACCAUCACCAAUGUCUGGCACCGAUGCAGGGAGUAACGGGCAAAACGGUGCCGGCGUUGCUGCUGCUGUGGGAGACGGCACAGGGUCGAGAAAUAGCGGGGCGGAGGGCGUUGCCCCCCCCCCGAAGAAGAAACUCCCGCUCCAACCCAGGCCGUCCUCGCCUGUCGCGGCGCUGAUAUCCUUGUACGUGCUACUGCAAGUGCUGCUGCCGCUGCGCCACGCCUUGGGCGCUUUCCCCGUGGAAUGGAGUCGCGAGGGGCACGAGUUUUCCUGGCGCGCGGGUGGCGGGGUCGGCGGGCGUGGCGGCGGCGGGGGUCUCGUUCGGGAUGAAUCGCUAGUGAGGGUAAUGCAUCGCCCUCGGGGCAGAGACGGCGGUCAGGGGAUGGGAUCGGCGGCGGCUGGGGUGCAGACCAUACGUCUGUACGGGGCGCCGCUGACGGCCCAGCAGGUGCUCCGCUUGGUGCUCGACCCAGACAUGCUCUUGCAGUUCGCCAAGAAGACGGCCGAGAUCAACGCGGCAGCCGAACAUGGCCAACAGCAGAAAGGGAAACCCCAACUCCCGGCCGCCUCUCACGUUGACGCGUGGAAGUCCAUUAACGGCAGGCCCUUUACGCGCUGGAUCGACCCUUCGGUGGACGUGUGGGACGCGCGUUUCGAGGGGGAAGGGCCUCCGAACGUAGAGUGGCUGCAGUCACCCCCCUUGCAGGCGGAGCUGGAUAGGGCGGCGGGGGUGAUGGAGGCGGUGCGCGUCAAGUGGGCGAUGAAGGACCAGCGGGUCACCUUCUUUGCCGGGUACCCCGGACAGGCGAGCCUCUCCAACAUCUUCCUCGGGGGCUACGACCCCUCGAACUUCAACACCACCGAGCUCUGCGCCGUGCCCGCGCCGCCAAACGUCGAGGCUUCCCGUUCGGGGGAGGGUGGCGGGGUGCUGUUUGGGGUGGCGAUGGGAGAGGUCCACCUCAUGACGGACCCGAAGAAUGGCCAGCCUCAGGCAGAGUCUCGGGUGCUUACUGUCGGGUCGGGGACUGUACUGGCUCCCGUGGGCCAAGGGCACACGGUUCGCCCGGGAGCGUCGUCACCCGUGGCGGGGAAGCGGGCCGGGGGGCUCGCGGUCUGGUACUACGUGCACUCGUGCCCCGAUGGCUUGUUCCACCUUUGCAUCGGGUUUCUGAGCGGCACCGGCUGGGAACAGCUGUACCCCAGCGGCAUGGGGACAAGGAGGGGCUGGACGAUGGAGCACGGGGUGCCCAAGUGAUGGGCGAGCGGGGGGGGAGGGGGGGGGCGGGGAAGAAGGCAGUAGAGCGCGGGGGGGGUGCGUGUGCCCUAUUGGGUGCGGAUUUGCGUGACACCCGUGUGUACGUACUUCAGAGACAAAUCUGUUCUCGGACGUCUAUUGUCGAAAACGAAAAUCAGUUUUGGGGUUGUUGCUCGUUGAGUGCUGAGUAAGUGCAUGGAACUUGGUUGCUUGAUCGGCCUAGAUGCGGUGUUGCCGGUUUGUUCGGGUCGAUCAUGCCCGAACGCUUGAGUUGUAUUUUCUCAACUCGCCGGAUGCACCAACUGGACCCAAAAGCGGAUUAAUCGAACAUGCGUCGGACUUACAUACAUUGGUCUCUGAUGCUUCCGGCAGCUUCAUGGCGUACGGGCUGUUUGCGCACGGAAGUUGGGAGAACGACCAAGCUUUACCGCUGCAACAGUUGAAGGAGAUUUUGGUACAUGAUUGUUUAACGUCAACUCGUCGACCCCGUUGAGCGUUGGUCUUGACGGGCACCACUGGCAACCUACCCGCUGGGAUGCAUGAUCAGUCGUAGCUUUCGGCGAACCGUUGUUCCGAUCUCAUGUUGAACCUUAACCUUCACGUGUACGCAA